Eremothecium cymbalariae DBVPG#7215 is the source of this 2061-nucleotide messenger RNA. RefSeq names its product biotin--[acetyl-CoA-carboxylase] ligase BPL1 (gene BPL1). Lineage: Eukaryota; Fungi; Ascomycota; Saccharomycetes; Saccharomycetales; Saccharomycetaceae. The transcript has a single exon. Gene Ontology annotation, molecular function: biotin--[biotin carboxyl-carrier protein] ligase activity. The record is from RefSeq and is a predicted model, not a curated record. Gene Ontology annotation, cellular component: cytoplasm. The coding region runs from base 1 to 2061 and encodes 686 amino acids. Gene Ontology annotation, biological process: protein modification process.
AUGAAUGUGUAUAUCUAUAAUGGUCCUGGUACUAGUUCAGAGUCGGUUAGUCAAACAGUUACCAUCCUACGGCAUUUCUUAGAACCAUAUUAUGCGGUUUCUACGAUAUCCCCAAGGUCUCUUAGCAACGAGGCAUGGUAUUCAAAAACGUCAGCUCUGGUUUUUCCUGGUGGUGCAGACAUACCAUAUGUUAAGGCUUGCAAAUCUGCUACUGCAUUAAUCAAGAAGUUUGUGUCUAAGCAAGGCGGAAUAUAUAUUGGUAUCUGUGCUGGUAGUUAUUUUGGUAGUGGUCGUGUGGAAUUUGAUGUGGAUGGACCUUUGGGGGUUGUUGGGAAUAGAGAUCUGCAGUUCUUUCCAGGUAUUGCUAGGGGACCUGCAUUCAGGGGAUUUGAAUAUAAUUCUGAAGCAGGUGCUCGGGCCCCAAUUUUGAAGCCUUCUAAUGCUGAUGGAGAAGAGUUUGCUGUGUAUUUUAAUGGUGGGCCAGUCUUUGUUGAUGCACAUAAGUAUGCAAAUGUUGAAAUAUUGGCCGAAUAUCAAGAAGACUUGGAUGUUCCAUGUUCUGACGACAUCGAUUCUGCGCAAAUCCCUAGUGCAGCAUCAGUCAUACUAUGUAAGGUUGGAAAGGGUAAGGCACUAUUGUCAGGGGCUCAUUUUGAGUUCAAUCCUGGGCUAUUAAUGACAUCCCAGAGGAAAGAUGAUAAACGUAAAAUUAUUGAUACUUUGAAGGAGCAUGAAAAAGCUAGGUUGGCUUUCUUAAGAGAAAUUCUGAUUAAGGCUGGUUUACGUUUUAAUACUAGUAGGUUAUCUUCUCAAAUUCCAAGUUUAACGCCACUUGUCGCCUGCUCGGUGCAUAAUGGGCAACUACUUCAUCAAUUUGCUGAGUCCCUUAAGGGUGAGUCUACAAAAGAAGGUAAUAGAUUUGAAUUCAAAAGCAAUGCCGACACCUUUCAUCUGUACCAGGGGUUCUCGGCUUAUGAAUCUACUCGAGAUGAUUUAAGAGACAAGGACCUAAAUAUUGUCAUUAAGCCACUUCUUAUUGGUACAGAUCAUGACAUGUUGCCAUCACCUGCAUUAACACCUAACUUCGACAUAAAAAAGUAUUUCGACAAUCUGAAUGCUGAUACAUCACUAGGCUCCAUACUUCUUUAUGGAGAAGUUGUAACUUCCACGAGCACAUUAUUAGACUCGAACAAAACAUUACUUCAUAAGAUGCCGGAGAACUCCGUUUUAUUUGUUAGUACCUUGCAGGUUGCUGGAAGAGGGCGUGGAAAUAAUGUUUGGGUUAAUCCAAGAGGUGUUUCUGCCUCAACUGUUUGCAUUAACUUACCAGUUGUAUCUCCUAGGACUGGCGAUAAAAUUUCAAUUGCUUUUGUGCAAUACCUGUCCAUGCUCGCGUAUUGCGAAGCUAUCUUAUCAUAUGCUCCCGGUUUUGAGGAUAUUCCUAUAAGAAUUAAGUGGCCCAAUGAUAUGUACGCAUUAGACCCAGAAUAUUACCGCAGAAAUGAUAUCAAAUUGGUUGGUAAGGGCAUAAAGUCGAAUAUUAUACCUCUUUCUGAAGUUGAACGUGUGUACGUAAAAAUAUCGGGCAUGCUUGUAAAUUCCAACUUCAUAAACAACAAAUACUCUUUGCUGAUAGGUUGUGGUAUUAACUUAUUUAAUGAAGCUCCAACAACUUCAGUGAUGACUUGGGUGAACAUUUUGAAUAAGGAACGCGCUUUGGUUGACUUGGAUCCGUUGCCGAAGAUUGAAAUUGAAAGGUUAUUGGCUUUAUACAUGACGAAAUUGGGUAGUUUAAUUUCGGACUUUAUAAACUAUGGUCCCAAAUUAGCAUUGCCAAGAUAUUAUCGACUAUGGUUACAUUCUGGUCAAAUUGUUCACUUACAAGAUUACAACAAUACUAGAGCAAUGAUUACGGGAAUUACUUCUGACUAUGGAUUGCUUAUUGCUAGGGAAUUAAAACAAGGGAGCGAUAAUGAAUUUACAGGUUUAGAAUAUACCUUACAACCAGAUGGAAAUUCUUUCGAUAUAUUUAAGGGAUUGAUUUCCAAGAAGCUGACUUAG